Messenger RNA from Styela clava, 2045 nucleotides. NCBI's taxonomy places the organism in Eukaryota, Metazoa, Chordata, Ascidiacea, Stolidobranchia, Styelidae. The record is from RefSeq and is a predicted model, not a curated record.
UUUUACAGCUGUUAAACUCGGAAAUUGCCAUGCUGAGCCGGUUUACCACGAUAUUUGUCAGAAAAUUGGCAACAAAAUCUGGAGUUUUUGCUCCAUUGAGCAAUCGAGUCUUCUUGUUCAACUACUUUGAAAAACCUCCUCUUGAAGAAAAGGAGUUUGUCAAGAAUUGGACAGAAACAUCAAAAUAUGUUCAGGCCAGAGACCACUUCAUCUCCCUGCACCUGCACAAUUCAAAAGGACCAAACACUAGAUUCGAGUGGGUUAAUUUCGUCGUAUGCGAUUCUGAUGACAUCUGUAUAUUUGGGAAGCCUGAUCCUCGGUGGCUUGAGAGAAUGAAAGAAGGAGCUAAGCUUGGUUUGACUCCUAAGCCAGGGCAAUACAGUGAAGUAGCAUCAUACAAUGGCAAUCCCCUUGACACAGAACCAAAAGAAAGAUCUGAGACUGCAAGAUUUCUGAUCACUGGUGUUACAGCUGAUGAAUCCAUCUCUGCUGAAGACAUGGAAUCAAACUGGAAAGAUUGGAUGAAAACAGAUUUUAUUCAUCAACAGUUGAAGGCUAACAAUAACUUAAAGGAUUCUAUGCUGUAUAAGCUGGUUCGCAGUCCUGUGCCAUACUUUCGUUACACAGUUCGAACAGAAUUAUCUGAGAUGGAUGAGAAGGAAGGAUAUGCACUGGCGGAUGUAGUCAAUCAGCAAAAAUGUCACGAUGGAGUCGAAACCUUUACUGGAUUUUACAGCAUUUUUACCAACAUGUUUUAUAAAAAGGAAUAAUGUUUGAAUAGUCAAUGCUCCAGAAACAAAUAACUUGCUACCUAACUGGGCUUGAGGCUGUGGUUAAGAUUAAGAUGCUUCAUCGUCUAUCCUCUCCCCCGAGAUAGAUAUGUAACUCUUAUGCUAAUCUAGCAAUGUAAACUUGUAAUCUACACUUGCAAUAUUAGUGUAGUUUGUAGUAAGCUUUGCUAGAGAAUUCUGAUAUUAACUGGGAUCAACUGAGGGCAUAUUUUUUAUACGACAUCUUUUUCUUUAAACAAGGCCCCUCUCCUCCAGGUCAAAUAUGUAAAUCCUAAUCUAGCUAUGUUAAAUUUUAAUCUUAGUAGCUGUGUGUAGUAAGCUUUGCUGGGAGAUUCUGAUAUUAACUGGUAUCAACCGAGGCCAUACUUUUUUAUACAGCUCUUAUCAACGCCAUGUGCAAGUAUCCAAUUAUAUCUAACGAUUUGUAAGGAGUUAGUAUUUGAAUACUAAUCAAGUUUGGGAAUGAUCGAACUGGGUUUGUUGUGCUUAUUAUGGUAACAAAACAAUAUGGCAAAUUUUAAUCAAAAGCAUGUUGCCAGAAAUAAAGGAAUAGGGAUGUUAAAAAAAUGAAAUUUUGAAUUGAAAAACUAUUCAAAUCAGUUCCCUUGUUGACCAUGUUUUUGUGUUUUUUAUGCAGUUAAAAAUUAAAAUGUUAGAGAUUUUUUUUACAUUUGUUAUAAUGGCAGUGGGUUUAUUUUCAUACAUUAUUUGUUGCUGUUUGUACUAUAACUUAGGGAUUAAUUAGAGCUGGGAAUUUCAGUGAAAACACUUAACCGUUAACCGGGUAAAAUUAACCGGUUUACCGCAGUGUUCCCUUCAACGUACAUUCGUUAUUAUGGCAGUGUGUUUGAUUUUAAUAUAUUAUUUGUUGCUGUUUGUACUAUAAAUUGAAUAAGGUUAAAAAUCUUUUCGAUAAGUAGUACAAUUAUCAAAUCAUGUCAUUUCUUUUGCGAUCUAUCAACGUAUAAAUCGAGGUUUAUAUUUUAUAUUUCUAUUUUGCACAGGUUGACCAUUAUUUUGGCUAAAAAGUGAUAUCAUGCAUUUUUGUGGCCAUUGAAUUUUAUAGUGUUAUAUAACAAUUUGAUAUAAAAUCAUCCUUUCAUUCAAGUGUCUUCGGGUACAAAUUCUUGAUAUCAUUUGUGAUGUAUAUGCAUGUAUAACAAAACGCUUUUGCUGUUGUAUAAUAGAUUUAAAAACUAAUUUUCACUUUAUGUACGAAUAAUUAAAUAUUCUGAUUACAAUUAUUUUGCAUCA